Molecule: messenger RNA, 501 nt
Organism: Penicillium angulare
Lineage: Eukaryota; Fungi; Ascomycota; Eurotiomycetes; Eurotiales; Aspergillaceae
Exons: 4
Coding region: 1-501 (166 amino acids)
Cellular component (GO): mitochondrial outer membrane
Molecular function (GO): nascent polypeptide-associated complex binding
Source: RefSeq, a predicted model, not a curated record
AUGUCUUACGCCGACGCUGCUGCCAAGGGUCCCAAGCAAGACCCUGAGGAUGCCCGCGCUCCCUACGUAGGAGGUGUCUACAAGGACGAGUCCGAGAGCACCGCCUCCCUGAUCGACGUCGACUCCCCACACGUCCAGACCGUGGAAUCUGACUUCCUCGAACAAGAUGUCCAAACCACCACCCAGGCAGAGCGAUUAGAGCGCGAAGCCGCAGAGGCUGAACAGCGCCGGGUCCGCGAAGCCGCCGAGAAGAAGGCCAAGGCCCGCAAGGGCAAGAGCAGCGGACUGGGCCCUAACUCCGACAACCCCGUUUACAUUACCAAUGCUGUUAUCGGUACUCUGGUUGGAGCCGGUUUGGGCUUUGGUGCUUACCGCAAGCAUGUGGAGGGCAAGUUGUCCUGGGAACUGGUUGGUCUUGUCUCUGGUGCUGUGGGCGCAUUUGGUGUUGCGGAUUACUUUGUUAGCAAGUGGUUCCUGCAGAACAAGUACCCUGCCAAAUAG